This is a messenger RNA of Nezara viridula (southern green stink bug), 774 nucleotides long. Lineage: Eukaryota; Metazoa; Arthropoda; Insecta; Hemiptera; Pentatomidae. The record is from the annotation of a GenBank genome assembly.
GUGAGUUAUUUCUUUUACUGACGGAAGUGUUGUCAUUUAUAGUGGUUGUUAUUGAUGUGGUCUUCAAGUGAGCUGAAGUCUUUUCUCAUCAAUUUGGCUGUGUCUGACGUAGCGAUGGCAGUAUUUUCUAUACCCUUCACCUACACAAUGUUCCUCUUAGGCAGGUGGAUAUUCGAGCCAUGGUUUUGUCCCGUUGUGAUGACAAUGCAGCACACUUCUGUGUUGGUGUCUGUGUAUACUCUAACAGCUAUUGGAAUCGACAGGUACAAAGCAAUAACGAACCCUCUCGGCCGAAGGGCAACCGCGUCCAGGAAUGGCUUGGUGAUAUCCAUGAUAUGGUUGUUCUCUUUCUUCGUAUCUUCUUUCCAGUUUCGGAUAUCGUGGGCCACCAGCUUCUUCUAUGACAAGCAAUAUUAUUACAAGUGCCAGGAGCAUUGGGACACGGAAGAAGAGAGCCAGUACUAUACCCUCUUCGUCUUCAUCAUAACCUUCUUCAUACCUCUCCUCACACUCACUUACACAUACUCCGCAGUGGCAUACAAGCUCUGGAGGACUUCGGCUCCAGGAAAUGCAGACCCUGCGAGGGACACCGCUCAACUUCGUGCUAAUAUCCGGCCAUUUGGAGACUCGACAUUUGGCACAGAAAUCGGCCAGCUUAAUGUCCUUUCACUUCUAGUCUUGGCGGGGUUCCAUCUAGCUCUACAAGAAGAGUGGAACAAAGAAAAGAGAACCGAAAUCAGUGCUGUUGGAAGUUGGAGGUGGGAAAGAACCUGA